Paraglomus brasilianum is the source of this 729-nucleotide messenger RNA. Lineage: Eukaryota; Fungi; Glomeromycota; Glomeromycetes; Paraglomerales; Paraglomeraceae. The record is from the annotation of a GenBank genome assembly.
AUGAAGUCUGUUAUUGUUCCGCUUGUUGAGCAAGAUGUUUCUGGUUGCGACUGUUGCGAACCUGCCCAUACGUUCGAGGCAGAAUGGUGCCUUGACUUGUAUGGAUAUCUUAAUCGCAAGGAAUAUGCUGCUCGGUUAAGGGAAAUUAAUAACUAUAUUAGAAAUUAUCCGUUAUUAAGCACAAAGUCGAAGAAAUAUCUCACGUACGCUAUCGCAGGAAUAUGCGCGCUCAUAAUUUUUGUCGUUCUCAUAAUUAUAUUUACCGCAGCGUCGUAUGAUAACCUGGCCAAUACUGGUAUUGUCACCGUCGUACUCGAAACCUUACUUGGGCUCGCAAUUCCGAUAGGGCGAAAAAUAGUCGAUGGCAUGGCAAAGCGUCGCGCAGAAAUAUUUACCCAGGCCUUGCAACCUCUGCUCGAUCAAUACAAUCAACAGGAAAAUCCAACUGCAAAUUGGAAGCUUGUAUGGCGUGCUGUCCUCACUCAUUUUAGCAUAACUAUGAACGAUGACGGUAAAGGAAAAUCCGUACCAAAAUACGCCGAGCAUGCAGAGUUAGUAAUUGAAAUCAAUGACGCUCUCUCCGAUCUUACCGCUCAAACCGUUCGUAUAAAUCUUACACCCACUACGGUUCCUACGGUGUCCACUGCAGUUCCUAGGAUGUCCACCGCCGUUCCUAGGGUGUCUACUAUCAAUACUACCUAUCCUUCUCAAAUGGCUGGUGUGCCAUGA